AUGGCACAGGUCCUCACAGGCCAUGGGCCCUUUGCCGAGUACCUGUGCCGUUUCAGGCUGGAACAAUCCAUCCCACACCUACUUUUGGAGUGCCCCAUUUUUGCCUCCUCCAGAUGCGACCUGGAACAGAUGACAGGCAUGUCGCUUAGUCUUCAGGGACUGCCCGACAUGCUAGUCUGUAACAGAUCGCACCUGGAGGAUUUUUGCCAAAAAAUUACCAAAAGAACAGCUAAGUUCAAUGAGAGUAAGGCCGGGGCGGGGAUCGCGAGGCGGCCGGCGCCCACUUGCCAAUGA
Pieris macdunnoughi is the source of this 294-nucleotide messenger RNA. Lineage: Eukaryota; Metazoa; Arthropoda; Insecta; Lepidoptera; Pieridae. The record is from the annotation of a GenBank genome assembly.